AUGCUGGCCAAGCCGAACGUCCUCGUGUUGAGACAGCACCGCCCUGGAGACAUCGGGCACAUCAUCAGCCGGCACGCCAUCGUCUACUUCGACGACUAUGGCUGGGACGAGCGCUUCGAGGCCAUGGUCGCACGCAUCAUGGCAGAUUUUGUCGACCAGUAUAACCCACAGAUCGAGCGCAGCUGGAUUGCAGAGCGAGACGGCGUGUUUCUCGGCUGCGUCUUCCUCGUGAACGACAAGGACAUGCCCGAGACGGCGAGGAUCCGAGCACUGUUGGUCGAGCACGGCGCGCGGGGGAUGGGUCUGGGCGGGCGAUUGGUGCAGAACUGCAUCGACUUUGCCAGGGAAGUCGGGUACAAGGACCUGGUCCUCUACACAAACAGCCUCUUGACGCCGGCGAGGAAGAUAUACAGGGCGUUCGGGUUCCAACUGGUGAGGGAGGAGGAGUCGCUGAGUUUUGCGCCCGGUACCAAGGCGGAGACGUGGAAAAUGGCUCUGUGA
Purpureocillium lilacinum is the source of this 501-nucleotide messenger RNA. RefSeq lists its product as uncharacterized. Lineage: Eukaryota; Fungi; Ascomycota; Sordariomycetes; Hypocreales; Ophiocordycipitaceae. Gene Ontology annotation, molecular function: N-acetyltransferase activity. The record is from RefSeq and is a predicted model, not a curated record.